AUGCUAAGCAGAUUGUACCUCCAUGUGGUAUAUUCUAUAGGAGAACCAGAGUGCAUUGAGACAAUAUUAUUUCCAUCAACUGGCGAGGAUUCACAAUCGCAAUAUGUUUGUGUCACGCUAAUUGUACGAUUACCCUCGGGUUAUCCCGAUGUCUCGCCGACUAUCAAUCUGAGAAACCCAAGAGGUUUAGAUGAGGAUACGGUAAAGCUGAUGCAAUCUGACGCUGAAGCCAAAUGUAAGGAUUUCAUAGGUCAACCAGUCAUGUUCGAAUUAAUCGAGUUAAUACGAGAACAUCUGACGAGAAGCAAUCUUCCUACUGAUCAGUGUGCUGUGUGCUUAUAUGGAUUCCGAGAGGGGGAUGAAUUUACAAAAACAGAAUGCUAUCAUUAUUUUCAUUCGCACUGUUUGGCAUCACAUGUUUCCGCUGCUGAGAAGUAUUACAGAGAAGAGCAAGAGAAAUUACCGCAGUGGCAACAAGAUACCACAAAUAAGUUUCAAGCUAUAUGUCCCGUUUGUCGAGAAUCGAUCAACUGCGAUGUCGCGAGCAUGUGGUCAGCCCCUCCACCAAUCGAUGUUGAGGCCGCUACCGAUUUCGCUGUUACCGCUGAAUUGAGAGAAUUACAAAAUCACAUGGCUGCUCUGUAUUUACGGCAGCAACAAAGAGGCGGUAUAAUUGAUCUGGAAGCCGAAGGCGUCAAGAUGUUGGUGAGGACGGAGGAUGAUCCUGCAACUGCUACGGAAGAAGUCAGUCCACCUGGAACGAGUCUGAACGCAUAUUCAAAUACCACCACCGUACAAUCGGUUACUCAAGUACAACAUUCGAAGCAAUCAACGCACCAUCAGCCGCAGAAUCAUCAUCAAUCGCAGUAUCAGUCGCGUCAAAUGCAGCACAAUCAUGGCCAUAAUAAUCAUAAUCACGGCCAUCGGCACCGAGGUCGCGGUCGAGCUCAUUACCGGCGCCACUUUGACAAAGUUAGACAGACGGAAUCUACUCCCAGAUGACAAUGGGCUCGUGAUAAGUUCGCCGCCCAAGUCUGGUCUGGUCUCCUCUUCGCUCUUUCGCUAAGUGUAUACAAUAUUUUAUUUAGCAUUAAUAGUAUAAUCGUUCGUGUAAUAUAUGAUGGCUGUCUAUCCUCCUCAAAUAGUCUCAUUGAAAUAAUAAAUUUAUAGGUGUCAUUGAUCGACGACAACAUUCCUAUCGUCAUCAUGAUGGCAAUAGGAUGCGUCGCGACUUCCCGUAUGUACUGUCUACAUAGAUCGAAGCCAUGGUGCUCUGUCUUUGAACAAUUCGUAAUCGUACAAAAUAGUUGAUAUUGUUUUGUCUUAGUUCCUUUUCCUUCUCUUUCUUUACUCUUUAGUUCACGUGAGAUCUCAUGACAUUCGAUUUGUCGGUUCUCUUCAUCUUUUCGCAAAAUAUAAUAUUCUGAAUUAAAAAAAAAUCACAAUAGUGAUUUUUUUCUUGAUCAUUA
This is a messenger RNA of Pogonomyrmex barbatus (red harvester ant), 1469 nucleotides long. RefSeq names its product E3 ubiquitin-protein ligase RNF25. The record is from RefSeq and is a predicted model, not a curated record. Lineage: Eukaryota; Metazoa; Arthropoda; Insecta; Hymenoptera; Formicidae. Gene Ontology annotation, biological process: protein ubiquitination. Gene Ontology annotation, molecular function: ubiquitin protein ligase activity; protein binding. Gene Ontology annotation, cellular component: nucleus.